Linum trigynum is the source of this 3124-nucleotide messenger RNA. The record is from the annotation of a GenBank genome assembly. Lineage: Eukaryota; Viridiplantae; Streptophyta; Magnoliopsida; Malpighiales; Linaceae.
CUUAAAGGUAUAACUUCAAGUUGUACAAUAAAAACAAGGGCUAAUACCACUGGGAAACCCGAACUAUUAACUUUGUAUCAUUUGUGUCCUAAAGUAUUCGAUAUGACAUUUGUGUCCUAAACUAUUUUUCCGUUAGAGUUGACUAGCGUUGACCGUUAGUUUUUAACAGAAAGUCUAGUCAGCGCUUAUGUGGCAUCUGACGUGGAACUUUAUUAUUAUGUUAUAAUUAUUUUUCAUAUAAGGAAAAAAAAACAGUAAACGAAUUGAUUUGGGAUUCUCUCCAGCCAAAUCGCAACUGCCUACCACCGCCUUUCACCACACAAUUCGCCUUUCGUCUCUACCGAUUCGCCACCAAACCCGUCACCAUUCCCCUCCAUCGCCGGUUAAUCGUCAUCACCCCAGGCACCGAUCCAUUCCCCACCACCACCUGCGCCAGAAGGAGCGAGAUUCAGCACUGGCGGCAGUGAGCAGUUCGAAAUCAGGGGAAGAAGAAGAAGAAGAACGAGUUCAGUUCGAAAUCAAGCUAGAUCCGGGAGGAAAACGAAACAAGAAAGCGGAAAAUGGAAGGGGCAAAUUGACUCCCAGCUCUCACCUUCUCUCUCCCUCUCUAUCACCUAUACCCCUUGCCGCUUUCCUCCUCUGCCUCGCGUCUCCUUCGCUCAUCCCCAAUACAAAAGCUAGCGAUUGUGGACGAUGGUGACUGUGAGCUUCGGGAAUUUGGCGGUGACGGUGAGCUUCGGUUUCAGAUCUCCUGCUCUGCACGUGUCACUUCGCUUCCGCCGCCGCGGCGGAGAAUCGUCUGAGUCAGCCAGUGCUCUUGAUUACCUUAUCGUAGAGGGUGUAGGGCUCGCAUGGGUCGAGAAUCAAGGUGAGGGAGUCGUCGGAGUCGAAGGCGUCGUGGAUCUGGAGGAUGUUUGGGUGCGGCGGGAGGAAGAGCAUGACCUUGGGCUCCUUCUCGAGGCAGUCGCGGUCGGCUUGGUCGGCGAGCAUGGAUUUGUCGAUGGUCUUGCAGGCGAAGAAGGAUUUCUUCGUCGGAGAGAAGCACCGGGAGAUCACUGGCGAUUGGGUUCUUGGUUCUUGUCGAUUGGGUUCUUGGUUCUUGUCGUCAAUGGCAGAAUUUGGGGGAGGCGGUGGAUGAGGGGUUCUUGGUUUUUGACAUAAAAAGAUAAAUAAAAUUUAGGUUUAAUCAUUUUUAUAACUUUUUUUAUUUUUUUUUAAUUAAAAAUAUGAGGUGUCACUGACAUGGCAUCUACGUGGCUGCCACAUCAACAAAAGUCAAUGUUAAUGUUGACUUCCGUUUGGUCAACCGUUAUAUAUAACGGUCAACAAAAUCGGCAGGACACAAAUGACACAAAACUAUCAUAGGUUGGGACACAAAUGUCAUAUCGAAUACUUUAGGACACAAAUGACACAAAGUUAAUAGUUCGGGUUUCCCAGUGGUAUUAGCCAUAAAAACAAAAACCUAUAACACCAAUACUAUAUAACAUUGGUUUAAUACAGUUGUAUAUCCAAAACUUUCACGGGUGUGCCAAUAAUAUCCAAAUUUCCCGAAAUACCACUUAUAUCCAUGUUUUAAAGUUGUUCUUUGCCAAAUCUCAAUUUCCCAAUAUAUUUUUGGUUAAAUACACUUGUAUAUCCAAAAACACCUUUAAAGAAUGUGAAGGAAUUGGAUAUAAGUGGUAUUUCGGGAAAUUCGUAUAUUAUUGACACAACCGUGAAAGUUUUGGAUAUACAAGUGUAUUUAACCUAUAACAUUCUAAAAUUUCUCUACUAAUUGUAGGAAUUGCAUUUUCUCCUAUUAUUGUAAAAAUCACAUCUGUUGGUUUGACCAAAAAACCUAAUCCAAGUACAUAUCUAGUUUAGACGGCUUUGAAAGGGGUUCAUUCUGCUUUGACGGGCCCUGGCUCGUUUGGGGCGAUUAAUUCUUGAAACUGGCUGGCUCAAACAACCGGUUUAUGAUAUAACUAGCCUUGUACCCGGUCCGUUGGCCGGGUGAACUUUGUUUGAAAUGGUGAUUGGGACAAAUCAUAAUGUUCGUAGAUAAUUAAAGAUUUUAUCAGUUGGAAGUAUAAUUUAAUAUUAACUAAUAUCGUCACUUGGGUGUUUUUUCUCCUACCGUCUCUACUUUGUUCAGGCUAUUAUUGUCGUCUCGCAUCCUCUUUUAUUAUCUUCCUUGUAAAUAUUCUAAUGUAAGAACCUGGUAGUCGUGUCCCUAAAUUGAAAUGUAAUGUAAGUCUGUGAAUUGUUGAUGUACAUUGUAUGUUAUGGAGAAUGAAAUCCAAGUAGUGGGAAUAAAUUGUUAACUUCCAGGAAAUGGAUUUAGAAAUGUUAGAAAGCUUAUUUAAAUGAAAAUAGGUUUGGGAAAGACAAUUGCAAUGAUGUAUUAGCUGCAGCAUCUUUUUUUAGUAAAAAGAGAAGAUACAGAAGUGUAGAAGAUAGAACCCUAAGAAUAUGAACUACAAACAAAAAGAUAGAAACAUAAAAUACUUUCAACACAAUCACAUCUAGCGAUGGUCAGUGUUUUCCAUUAAUACCAGCUGAAUAUGUUCAUACCAAUUAAAGGAGAUUAAAAAUUGUGCAAUAUUCAUCUCUUAAAAGUAUAGCAUAAGAAACUUAUUAAAAGUUCUGCAAACUUUUUUUCUGAGACAACGUGGCUGUCUUUCGAUAAGAGGUUUCAGAUAGACAAACAUCAAUCUGAAUCAGAGAUGACUUCAAAUUUGCGUUUGUUCUUGUUGCUUGCAGCUGUGCUGUCAAUUUCUGGAGUGGAAUUAGUUGCUGUGGAGAGUGCUCGUGGAGGGGUGUGGACUCCUGGUUCCUUCUUCACAGAUUUGAGGAGUGCUGUAGGGGUGUAAGUGAGAUCACUUUGGAUGGAAUGGCUUGAUGAACAAACAGUUUCUUGCAGUGGACUCCUUGUUUCCUCCUGCCAAAAUUAGUUAAGUGAGUAUGUGUUUAUGAAAUUAUCAAUAGUUCAUCAAAUACUGUACUUGCUGGUAUAUGUAUAUAUUGUUUCAAUUUAAUUUGAAGUUAACAGAGUGUUUGAGCUAAUCUAUAUAGUGUUCUGGUUUUACAAAGAAGGAAAGUUAUUUUCUCUAGAAGAAGCCACGAAUAAAAUGGUUUUUGAUGA